CCGAGAUAUCCUUGUUCGUCUGUGUGUUACACUUUCUGCUUUUCUCGCUGGUUCUGUUGGCAUCGUGUCCUCGACCUGUGGAUGGACAGUAGGAAAGAGGCGCUCAACGGCCCGAGCUCCGGACGUCAUUGACGGCCAGGGCCCAAACUGGCCCUACCUCCGGUCAUUCAUUCCGACCAAGUGCCUGAAUACCUUCCAUCAGCCCAGGUCGUACCUCUUCCUACUUUCAUUCAGCCCAAACGAGCUCAUGUCCAAAGUCGCUAUCGUGACCGGCUCUGAAUCCGGUAUUGGGAAAGCGACGGCACUCACCCUAGCCUCCAAAGGGUGGGACAUCGGCGUCUGUUGGCACCGGAGCGAGUCCGACGCACAAGCGGUAGCAGAACAUAUCCGCGCACUUGGCCGAAGGGCUGAAGCUCAAAAGCUGGACUUGACCUACCCUGUCACCGCCGGGAAUGUGGUGAAUACGUUCGCACAACUGUUUGGACGGCUGGAUGCGCUCGUGAACGUCGCUGGGAUCAACUAUGGCGGGGAGUUUACAAGCUACGAAUUCGAGAUGUAUAGGCGGAUCAUGUCGAUAAACGUGGACGGGCCGUUUGUGCUCAUGCAACAUGCUGCGAGGGUGAUGAUCACCCAGGGACGAGGAGGGGUUAUCGUCAACGUGACCAGUGUGCACGAAACGUCGCCCCUUCCGGACCAAGCGGCGUACGUGGCGAGCAAGCACGCCCUCGGAGGGUUGACCACGACACUCGCUCUCGACCUAGCCAAGCACGGGAUUCGCGUUUGCUCUGUUGCACCUGGGUAUAUCGCUACGCCCAUGUCGCAAUUAGACGGUGCGGAUGUGAGCAAGAUUGGCGUACCUCGGCUUCCCCUCGGAAGACCUGGAGAUCCGAAGGAAGUUGGACAGGCGAUCGCUUUCCUGUGCUCUGACGAAGCGAGUUACAUCACGGGCGUGUCUAUCCCUGUUGAUGGUGGGUUCUUGAAGGUCAAUCCGCAGUUUGGUGGCCAGGGAGUGUUGGAAGGGAUGACUGGUGCGGACGUCAAGUACACGUAG
Messenger RNA from Dacryopinax primogenitus, 1051 nucleotides. Its product is annotated as acetoin dehydrogenase. The coding region runs from base 248 to 1051 and encodes 267 amino acids. Gene Ontology annotation, molecular function: oxidoreductase activity. The record is from RefSeq and is a predicted model, not a curated record. Lineage: Eukaryota; Fungi; Basidiomycota; Dacrymycetes; Dacrymycetales; Dacrymycetaceae. The transcript is spliced from 2 exons.